This is a messenger RNA of Erythranthe guttata (spotted monkey flower), 2011 nucleotides long. RefSeq names its product arogenate dehydratase 1 (gene ADT1). The record is from RefSeq and is a predicted model, not a curated record. Gene Ontology annotation, cellular component: cytoplasm; chloroplast. Gene Ontology annotation, molecular function: arogenate dehydratase activity; prephenate dehydratase activity. Gene Ontology annotation, biological process: L-phenylalanine biosynthetic process. NCBI's taxonomy places the organism in Eukaryota, Viridiplantae, Streptophyta, Magnoliopsida, Lamiales, Phrymaceae.
CAAUAUUAAAAGAAAAAUAAAAAUAUAAAGAUCCAUAUAUGCCAACAAUUGUUAUCAAAAUCAAAUGCUCCAUUUUAUUAUAAUUUAAAAAUCUUUGUAUCUACUCAAUUAUAUAAAAAAGAGCAAAUAAGAUUUAUUGCAUCAAAUAAAAAGGCAAGUAGAUUUAUUUACAGGUCAUAUAAAUCUCGAAUUACAGAUCUAUAUACACACACGAAUACAUAUAUAUGGCCUGAAUAUUGAACGUUUGCAGUGAAGUUCCCACUCCUCCGCCACCAUCCGCCACCAUAUCUAUUCAUGCAGAGAAACACGCACAGGGAGAAAACUUGGUAAUCUGCAUUGCUUCUAGACAUGUUUUAUACCAUGGCAGAUAUCAAUUGAAAUCAGCCACAAUUGAAUCGCACACACAUUUGUCGAUUCUCUUCAUUUUUUUUUUCUUCCUCUCUCUCUCUCUCUCUCUCAUGAAUCUCGGUUAUAGUGAGUGCAUCAGUCCACAUUGGACUACGAACGCUGUGCCGUCGUUGGUUUACGGCGGUGAUAACAACAAAACAGCCACAUGUUCCCAAUUGGGGUUUCCAGAUUCCGUUUGUAAGCGGCGCCCUAGUUUCUCGAAUUUAAGGAUUCAAAACGAAAGGGAAUGUUUGUCUCAUCGGGCAAUCACUCCCGUGGAAGAUGAGAUCCCUUCGCCUCCUGCUGUUGAUGAAGACCCCACUCGGAUCACUCUUUCUACAGGCUUUCACAAGGAUUUAAACUCUCUCCCAAAACCCUUAUCUGCAAUUAAUCCUUCCAGUUCUUCUAGUGAUCGGACAAAAGUUCGUGUUGCGUAUCGGGGCGUUCCAGGAGCAUAUAGUGAGGCUGCUGCACGAAAAGCAUACCCCAAAUGCGUGACUGUUCCAUGUGAUGAAUUUGAGGAUGCAUUCAAGGCAGUUGAAUUAUGGCUGGUGGACAAAGCAGUACUUCCCAUUGAGAAUUCUGUCGGUGGGAGCAUCCAUCGUAACUAUGACUUGCUGCUUCGUCAUAGCCUCCACAUAGUUGGGGAAGUACAGUUGAUUGUCGAUCACUGUCUUCUAGGAUUGCCAGGUGUCAGAAAGGAGGAGCUAAAGCACGUUUUGAGCCAUCCUCAGGCACUUGAGCAGUGUGAGAGGACUCUGAACGAGUUGUCUGUCACCAGAAUCAAUGCUGUCGAUACUGCUGGUGCAGCUCAGAUUGUAGCCUCUGAAGGUUUGAGAGAGACAGGAGCAGUUGCAAGUGCUCGAGCUGCAGAAAUUUAUGGACUUAAUGUUCUUGCUGAAAGAAUACAGGAUGAUCCCGACAACAUUACCCGUUUUCUGAUACUCGCAAGGGAACCUAUAAUUCCGGGAACAGAGAGACCUUAUAAGACUAGCAUUGUUUUCACUAUGGAAGAAGGCCCAGGAGUUCUAUUCAAGGCCUUAGCAGUGUUUGCUAUGAGGGGCAUUAAUUUGUCGAAGAUUGAGAGCCGGCCACAGAAAAGGAGGCCUUUGAGGGUUGUUGAUGACUCUAACAAUGGGAAAGCCACAUACUUCGAUUACCUCUUCUACAUUGAUUUUGAAGCUUCUAUGGCAGAGCCUCGUGCCCAAAAUGCGCUUUCGCAUCUACAGGAAUUUGCAACAUUUAUUCGAGUUCUUGGUUGUUAUCCGAUGGAUGCAGCAAAAUAGGAUAUCGUGAUUCUUGAGUUGGAUUCUCGAAGAGGGAUGGUUAAGUUUGUACAUACUCACAAUCGUAUUGAAUCACUGGAGCAGCUUUACAUGCUUGUACUUGAGCUGCUGCUAUACAUACUUUUACUUGAGCUGGUAAAGGGAGUGGCGAUGCAAAAUGAGACCAAUUUCAUUUUUCAUUAUUCUUUUUAUGGAUUCACCAAUAGAUUUUGUAGCGCAGUGUUAUUCUUUUGCGAGUAUAAUCAAACAGACAAACACCCAUUCUUGUACUUGAUUUAUUUUACUAUCUUUCAUUGAGUGCCUUCCUUUUUUUUUUAUAAAUAAAUUAUUUUAUGCAA